CUCGCGUCAGCAUCAUCAAACCUACCGCCACCAGCUAGUGGUGGUCGGGCCAAUUUAUUGAGCGAGAUACACGCUGGUAUAGCAUUGAAACCGGUGAAUGCACACACGCAUAAUGCUGAUCAUAGUGGCAGUACUGGUGGAGGGACACAUGAUGAUGUAUUGGCACAGAUACGGCAGGGAACAAAUCUGAAGCCGGUACGGGAGUUUUUGUUUGUUUGUUUUUUUUUUUUGAAAAUGUAG
Anisakis simplex (herring worm) is the source of this 240-nucleotide messenger RNA. The record is from the annotation of a GenBank genome assembly. NCBI's taxonomy places the organism in Eukaryota, Metazoa, Nematoda, Chromadorea, Rhabditida, Anisakidae.